Messenger RNA from Solanum verrucosum, 1622 nucleotides. RefSeq lists its product as uncharacterized. The coding region runs from base 382 to 1104 and encodes 240 amino acids. NCBI's taxonomy places the organism in Eukaryota, Viridiplantae, Streptophyta, Magnoliopsida, Solanales, Solanaceae. Gene Ontology annotation, molecular function: zinc ion binding. The record is from RefSeq and is a predicted model, not a curated record. The transcript has 2 exons.
CCCUCAAUUUAUGAGCUAAGAAGCAGUUACUUGAAGCCAUUUCCUUUGAAUGCUUCAAAAGUUCAAGCUUUAAGCUCAAAAGAGUUUCUUGAAAUGCUUCAAAAGUUCAUCUUUUUCUCAUUUUGUGCUGAAAGACAAUUUAUUUUUGAUAAGGGGUUCUGAAAAAUUGUCAAACUUUUAAUGCAGAACCUCAAGAAUGCUACAAUUUGUCCCUGUUUACUCAAUCUGUGAACUGAAAGACAGUUUUUUGGGUAAUGGGUACUGGAAAGUUUCAACUUUUAACACUUCUCAUCUUGAAUUUUGAUGAUUUUUCUUAAAUUCUUCAAUUGCUUCAUCUUUUUUCUCAAUCUGUGAACUGAAAGACAGUUUUUUGGUUGAAAAAUGCCUAAUCUUGGAGCUAAUAAAGCUGACACAGAGGGAAAUGUUGGUUCCGGCCGUCAUCGCCGCCGUAGACGCCGCGGGAGGCCAUCCAUGGCGGCGAGCAGUGAGACAACCACAACUGAUGGGAGUUUCCACUUCACUGAUUCUGAUUCUGACCAAUCUUGGCACUCACCUUUAGGCUCUAUGGAUGAUAUUUCAGUAUAUUGUGAUCAGCAGCCACUGAGGAGGGACAACAAGCAAAGAGGGUAUAAUUCUUUGUCAGAUGAUGAGAUUGAUUUGGAGUGUGGUGAAUUGGAGAUGAAGUUGCAUAGUAAAGAAGAGAAGGAUUGUAGGAUUUGUCAUUUGAGUUUGUUGAAAAGUGGAGGGAUUAGUAGUGGUGGAGAUCAAGUGCAAGAGACUUCCGGAGGGAUGGCUAUUGAAUUGGGAUGUUCUUGCAAAGGUGACUUAGGUGCUGCUCACAAACAAUGUGCUGAAACUUGGUUCAAAACCAAGGGAAACACAAUUUGUGAAAUCUGUGGUACCAAUGCACUGAACAUUGCUGGAGUGCAGACAAAUGAAGCCAAUAAUGCUUCAGUAGCCCCUCUUGCAGCAUCCGCAGCACCUAUAGCCUUUUCUGAAACCCGAGGCUUUUGGCAUGGACGUCGUGUUAUGAAUUUUCUACUUGCAUCCAUGGUUUUUGCCUUUGUCAUCUCAUGGCUUUUUCACUUCAAUAUAUUGCCCUAGAUGCUUCUGAGGAUCGUCCUGCAACGUGGUUUGUAUUGUGAGGAUUCAACAUAAAUUAACUAGAUUUUACGCUGGUUGUCAAUCUACUGCAACUCUCCUCCUCUAUCCGGGCUCAGGACUUGCAGAAAUGUUUUACUAACUCGCAACAUUAACAGCUCCAAUCCCUGAAAUUUGUACUAUCGAGCUACAUCUAGGCAGCUAAAAGGUUUAUGAAAGGUGAUCUGGUAUCUGGUAUAGGCCAUGCUGUAAACGAGUCGAUGAUAUGUAGGGUGUCAGCCAUUAACUUCUCGAUCUUGUUUGCGAUGAUGAUUGUUGCCUAGAAUAGAAGAUAGUUUUGUUGAUCAAACAGCUUGAUGAAUUUUAAAAUUCUUCCCAUUUAGUGUACAUAUGUAAGUAUGUAUAGACGUAAGUCGAUGAAGCAGUAGCAUUCUGUUGUAUAUCAUCCUUGAAAACUCUGUACAAAUCUCUCAUGGCUGUUGCAAUUGUGUUAGCAUCUAAAUGUUUUCUUUGAUAACAGC